AAUGAAAUUAAGGUUUUGCAUUUUGUGGGAGGUUUUAAAAGGAAAAAAACAUGAGAGAGAUUUCAGUUUCUAAGUAGCAUUAUAUUGGUCUACAUUAAUAAUUUUCACAGCAGGUCUUCAGAAGUUUUACUGCAAACAAUCACAGUCUUUGUUUCACAGAUCCUCUUAGGUCUGACGUUCGAUCAAAGUCCUCACAUCAGCAGCUAACUUAGGAAAAAUGUGAAAUGCUGGUCUGCAUUACAAAGCUGCCCUCACAAAUCAUGCAAGUGGUUCUGGAAGCUGGACAUUGUGGGCCUAAUUUUAGCCACUGUCUUUACAUUUAAAAAUCAAAUCCACACAGGAUUUCUUCUGAGCAGCAUAGACUUACUCACUGCAAAUUUGUGGUGUACUUUUUCCAUCUUCACUCCAAUAUUAAUUACACAUAACAUGCUAAUUUGUCCCAAAUUUAAAGACAAUUAUGUGAAUAAAUAAUGAAUGAGCAGAUUUCUUAAUAAAAACAAAGAGCCAUUAGAGAGAAAUAUGUCCUGCAUCUAAAUGUAGGUGUAAAUAAUUUAAGACUGAUUUUUACAUCUGAUAUAUAGUGCACUGAUAAUUCCCAUUGCAUUUAUAUCAUAUUAAUAUAUAUCACACUGAUGACACAUAUGUUAUUAAGACAUGGGUAUAAAAAUCUUAAAAGGAGGAAAGAGAAAUGGAAGCAUUAUCUUACUAUAAGCUGCCUGACUUAGAAGGAAAUAUAUCUGAUAGUAGGAACUUUAAACAACUAUCACAAGAAAAGCUGAAUGGAAAACAGAUCUGAGGAAUUUCGUUCCUUUGAACCUCCAAGUAAAACCCUAAGUAAGAUUAUGCAAACCUAAAAACCCUAUCCUGAUUAAGAGGGAAAAAAUGCACCCCUUUCUCCAAGUUCUUGUAGAUUUCUCCACAGCUGCUAGGGGAUGUGUUGGGUAAAGAAAGCUCUAACAAAUCAGCAUUCUUUUCCACAUGACCACAGCUAAUUGGCCCCCCUGCAGACCAAAUGACCAAUCACAUCAGCAUCAUAAGAAAACCAACCCCCCCACAUUAUAAACUGUGGAAUGAGACAUGUAAGCCCAUUUUGAACAAACAUCCUUCAAAACUGGUUGUCAAAGGGGGGCUUUCUUCCUUGCAUUGGAAUAACUGUACAGAGAAACGCCUGGUGUACUUAUAUCCAAGACAUCUACCUUGCUCCCUUUCCCCGCCGGGCAGAUAAGCGCUACAAAGAUACUGGGCUAUUGCAAAGAUGACUGAGAUAAUGUAUAAGAAGCACUUUGAACACUCUAAGGCACUUCAAAAGGCUAAGUAUUACUAUUAUUCUUCAAUGCCCCAUCAGAUUAUUCAGUUGCUUCUGCUUCUGCACCUCAGUACUACUAACUAGAGAUCUUUAUCAACACUUGCCUUCCAAUCUAUAGCAAUUUAGCAAGAUUAUACCAUUCUUUCCCAGCCUUUUAAUAAACACAGCAGAGGUGGGCAAAGUGGAGAGUUGUGUAGGCUGCAUGCAAGUUCAUAGAGCCUGUGUUGAGAGCCUUAAUAGCUGCUAAAAAAUUCAGAGUGGAAGCGGCUAGCCCUCGAUGCUUCUCAUGGACAUGAUUAACCAUUUCUAACUGCUGUUUGGGGGAGGAUUCAGUCUAUUAAAAAGUCAAAAUAGGCUUAUAAAGAAACUGGAUAUUUCAGAAUGGUCAUUUCCUAAAAUGAUCUUGACACAUUUAAAGGGAAGGCUGACUCUGUAUACCUGAAAAGCCCCAGGGGGCAAAAUAGCCUGUAAGUGUUCAAGUCUGGCCCCCAGACUCCUGGCACCAUGAUUUCUCAUCACCAUGGCCUGGAUUUUUUAAUGAUAUUUAAAAUUGUUUUGGAAGCUGCCUGGGAGAAAGGCAGAACAGAAUUGCAAUAAACACAUAAAUGGAUGCAGCUUGCCAAAGUUCAAAGACAAUGGCCCCUGAACCCAGCAAUCCCAUUCCUGGAACACAGAGUAGAAUAUUUUGGUUGAGAGAAUGGUGUUCUAUGAAUACAAAUUUGUGAUCAGCUCACUGUCGAAUAGUCUCCCCAAUUAGUGAUUCCCAACCUUUGGUCCUCCAGUUGUUUGGGACUUUAGCUCCCACAAUUCCUAGCAGCUGGUAAAAUGGAUGGCAUUUCUGGGAGUUGAAGUCCAAGACACCUGGAGGACCAAAGUUUGGGAACACUGUCCUAGGUAAUCAACACCAGAGGAGUUCUGGACAGCCACUCACUUAACUCUCCUCUACACUUUAAAGACAUUCAUUCUAGAUAAAUUAAUUACUUUUGCUAAAUGACCCGGAAAUUGUAUAUACUUGAGAUAACCAGCCUACAGUUUUGUUAAAACUUUAAUUUCUUAAAAGUUAGUUUUUUACAAUUUUUCUUAUAUCUGCAAAAAGCAUAUACCAUACACUACAUUUAGAAAGCAUGCAAAUAUAAUAAACAAAUAAACAAUGCGAUUUCUAUAGUUUCCACACACAAGAGAGCACGUUAUUCACACGUUUAUGAUGGCAUCAAGCUUAAAAACAAAAAUGUAAAAUGAGUGAAUUGGAGCACUACAGACAAUAUAGUAAAAGGGAAAGCAAACAAGUAAGAAAUCACUAGAUAUUGGUUUUGCCUUUUAUUAUGCUGCUACAUUUAAAAUUCUGAAUUUUCUUACAUCGAAAGAAAACAACGAAUAUAAAAAAUAGGUUUGGUAGGGAGGGGGUUUAGAUCUGCAACUUCCUUACGAACAAAAUCUGCGAAAGGCAUAAUUAAGAACUUAAAAUUAAAAACAGAAUACAAUUGUACUCUGGCAAAUUUAGUUUAGAGUUGGACUUUUUUCCUCAGGACUUCCUUGCAGUUUAUAUAAUAUUUUACGUAUUAUUCUCUAUCCCCUUUUUUAAUGCAGCUUUACAUCAUCAGUGGCCUGAGUAUGUUCAGCAGAAGAGGCUAUAUCCCAGAAGAUGAGGACAGAAGUGAUAGAAGGCAACAACACCAAACCUACUGCUCCUCUCCUGACCCAACGGUAUCCAAGAAUGGUCACUAAAGAUGGACAUAGCACACUUCAGAUUGAUGGCGCCCAAGGGAAAGGUCUUGCAUACCUGAAAGAUGCCUGGGGAAUACUAAUGGAUAUGCGAUGGAGAUGGAUGAUGCUGGUGUUUUCUGCAUCUUUUGUCCUUCACUGGCUUGUUUUUGCGGUUCUAUGGUACCUGCUGGCUGAAAUGAAUGGGGAUCUAGAGAUUGAUCAUGAUUCCCCACCUGAAAACCACACCAUAUGUGUAAAGUACAUCACUAGCUUUACAGCUGCUUUUUCCUUUUCACUGGAGACACAGCUUACUAUUGGUUAUGGCACAAUGUUCCCAAGUGGAGACUGUCCAAGCGCAAUUGCUCUACUUGCUAUACAAAUGGUACUGGGUCUGAUGCUGGAGGCAUUCAUCACAGGUGCAUUUGUAGCAAAAAUUGCUCGUCCAAAGAACCGAGCUCUCUCCAUCCGGUUCACCUAUUCCGCAGUAGUGACACACAGAGAAGGAAAGCCAUACCUAAUGUUUCAAGUGGCUAAUACCCGCCCAAGCCCACUCACCAGUGUUCGGAUUUCUGCAGUUCUUUAUGAAGAGCAAGAAAAUGGUCAGCUUCAUCAAACUAGUGUAGAUUUCCAUCUAGACAGCAUCACUUCUGAAGAGUGCCCAUUCUUUAUUUUCCCUCUGACCUAUUACCAUUCUAUAAGUCCAUCGAGCCCCCUAGCCAUUCUCUUACAGAGAGAGGCUCAUCGUCAUUUUGAGCUAGUAGUCUUCCUUUCAGCCACACAAGAAGGCACGGGAGAAACAUGCCAGAGGAGGACAUCCUAUCUUCCAUCCGAGAUCAUAUUACACCACCAUUUUGCUUCCAUGUUGGUCCGAGGAGCCAAAGGGGAAUAUCAGAUCAAGAUGGAGAAUUUUGACAAGACAAUCCCAGAACUUCCAGGAGCAGAUCCCAAAAGCUCAAAGAGGACUGACAUGGAGAUCCGCAUCAAUGGACAGCACAUGGACAGCUCCCAGAUUUGUGAGACUCGUCUGACAGAAUAGACUUUGAAAGUGGCAACUGUUUUUUUUUAUUUUUUUAAAGAAAAGAACUGGAUUAGACUUUUGUGUCUUCAUUUUAUCCCUGUUUUCUUGUGCUCUUUUUGUUCUCUAUCGUUGACUUCAGAACAAUGUGCAGAAUAAAGAGCAUAAUAUGCAUGCAACUGGAUGAGCCGCUGGAUUAACGGCACAAAAACCGAGUCAGGGACAAGUAAUACUGCACAAAUUCUGGAAAACAGAAGUGCUACCUGCUGAAUUCACUAGACUAUGAUUAAAGCUGCACUGACCCUGAAAAAAGAGACUUUCGGAACCAGACAGCUCAUCAAAAAUCUAAUUAAAUGACAUGAGGGUAAAUACUGUAGCAAAAUGGACAAAACUAUAGUAAAUUAUAUCGACUUAAAAAGAAACUUCUCUUGAAAACUCUAAAUUCUCUCAGAUUCCUUGAAUCAGUUCUCUCUUGCUAUAAGGUUACAAGAGAAUAUGCUGAUGUCUAAACAUGCUAUGAAGAAUGUUGCUAGUAUUUUCUGUGGCAAUGAAAUUGCAAUCCUGCUGUGCUUGUUUAUUAAGGAAAAUCACAAGCAUUUGCUGAAGCUCUUUGUUCCAGCAGUUUAGAACAAGUUCAACAUCCUCCUUAGGCAGUUUUGCAAAAAAAAAAAAGUAAAUGACAAGACACUUAACGUGUAUUAGAAUGUCACAUUUUACUUUUGGACUAUUUUCAUAUUUAAAAUAUGCAUGAAUCCAACAAGUUCUACUCUCCUAUCAACAACUAUCAACACCUCAUGCUUCUGCCUUGUUGCAAGCCUGAGGUAGUCCUGUCAUCAGAAAGAUCCACUGCUUCAUGCAUUUAUUGCAGUUUCUUCUCAAUCCAUACAAUACAGAGAUAAACUGACUUUACAGUCAUUGUAUAAACAUGUAAUUAUGAGACUGAGCAAAAGGCUCUGUGGCACGAAUGAAUCAUAAUUAUUAUUAGAAAUAACAAUGUGGUUUAUUUGUUUUCAAUUAAAAUGAACAGUUUGUAAAUGGUCCAAGGGGCCACUUUUAUGUUUUCUUAAUGUUUUUUUUUCCAGCUAGAGACAUUAGUAAGUAUUCUGUACACAAAAAUCAAGAAAGCUAUAGUAAAUUAAAGGAUAAUUAAACAGCUCUUCCUGAAACACAUGGCAUAAGGAUCAAUAUUCUUACUUACAAAUGACCAUUUCUUUACUGAUCUGUUGUAAGGAGCUUAACCUUUAACUCUUUGACCUUGAUAAGCAUAUUUAUAUGUAUAUAGUACUGCUGAUAUUGAUAUUUGCUUUAAAAACAUAGUAUUUUCUAAGAAACCAUUCCUCAUUUACCCAAAUAUCUGGAAUGGUUUUGUGCCUAUCAGCAAAAAUGUGGAUAAUGUGCUUAACUGAAAACAUGGUAGGGUUUUGGACCAUCAGCUGCCAAGUUACAGUGGUGCCACCUGCCAGCUGCUAAAAGUUUAAGACCACUAAAAGAACAAAUAUUAUAUUAAAGUUACGAAUGUUGAUGUUCUGUAUAAGCAACUGAUAGCAUAGUUUGGCAUUAUGCUCAGAUGGAAAAAUGUCUUUGGAAACUGAAUUAUGAGAGAGCAGGGAGUCAUAAUUAUGUAUGUUAACAAUAGUUUCCAUCUGGGAAAUAUAUUACACUAUAGUAAUGGACCCUUAUGUUCCUUCACAGGGUUUUCAAAAUAUUUAUUCCCAUGUUUAUGCUGAGGCUUUAAUAUUUUCAUUCACAGUGUACUGUAAUAAUGGCUUAGCCCAAUGCAGAGCCCAAUUAAAAAUAAAAAUCACCAACUUGGAUUAAUAUAUAUUAAAUGGUAUUUGGAUUCACUUUCUUCUUUGUCCAUUUUGGUCACUUCAAAGAUUUUCUCCCCGUUCAACCAUUCCUCUAAGCAAUCAAAAUGUUAACCUAUUUGCCCUAUUGUAUCUCAAUAAAAUAUCAACUUAUCUAUCCCAA
Molecule: messenger RNA, 5996 nt
Organism: Anolis carolinensis (green anole)
Lineage: Eukaryota; Metazoa; Chordata; Lepidosauria; Squamata; Anolidae
Gene: kcnj13
Product: potassium inwardly rectifying channel subfamily J member 13
Exons: 4
Coding region: 2949-4046 (365 amino acids)
Biological process (GO): potassium ion import across plasma membrane; regulation of monoatomic ion transmembrane transport
Cellular component (GO): plasma membrane
Molecular function (GO): inward rectifier potassium channel activity
Source: RefSeq, a predicted model, not a curated record